AUGGAGGGACUACAACGUUUAAUUAAUCAAAGAGCAGGUUUGGGUUCUAUGAACACUUCGGAACAAGCAAUAAACGAUACUAAAGAGACCGUUUACAUAUCAUCUUUAGCUUUGUUAAAGAUGUUGAAACACGGUAGAGCGGGUGUUCCCAUGGAGGUGAUGGGAUUGAUGUUAGGUGAGUUUGUAGAUGAUUACACAGUUAAGGUUGUGGAUGUUUUUGCCAUGCCUCAAUCCGGUACUGGUGUUUCUGUUGAAGCAGUUGAUGAUGUAUUCCAAGCCAAAAUGAUGGAUAUGUUGAAGCAAACUGGUAGAGAUCAAAUGGUUGUUGGUUGGUACCAUUCACAUCCCGGGUUUGGAUGCUGGUUGUCUUCAGUCGAUGUUAACACGCAGAAAUCUUUUGAACAAUUAAACAAUCGUGCAGUUGCCGUUGUGGUUGAUCCAAUUCAGUCCGUUAAGGGUAAAGUAGUCAUUGAUGCUUUCAGAUUAAUAGACGCUGCUACCAUUAUGAGAAAUCAGGAAACUAGACAAACAACAUCAAAUACUGGGCUUUUGAACAAACCAAAUAUCCAGGCCCUAAUUCAUGGUUUGAACAGGCAUUAUUACUCUUUAAAUAUUGAUUAUCACAAAACGCAUGGAGAGAUAAACAUGUUAAUGAAUCUACAUAAAGAACAAUGGCAAAAUGGAUUGAAAUUACAUGAUUACAAUGAAAAGGAAACCCAUAAUUUGACUUCUACAAAAAAAAUGGUCAAAAUUGCUGAGCAAUAUUUAAAGAGGAUUGAAGAAGAGAAGGAAUUGGAUGAAGAAGAAUUAAAAACACGUUAUGUAGGUAAGCAAGAUCCAAAGAAACAUUUAACUGAAACUGCAGCCAAUUUAUUGGAAGAUAAUAUUGUUUCCGUUUUAACAUCAGGUGUAGAUUCUGUCGCUAUAAAAUAG
Molecule: messenger RNA, 933 nt
Organism: Saccharomycodes ludwigii
Lineage: Eukaryota; Fungi; Ascomycota; Saccharomycetes; Saccharomycodales; Saccharomycodaceae
Gene: RPN11
Product: proteasome regulatory particle lid subunit RPN11
Exons: 1
Coding region: 1-933 (310 amino acids)
Biological process (GO): protein deubiquitination; proteasome-mediated ubiquitin-dependent protein catabolic process
Cellular component (GO): proteasome regulatory particle, lid subcomplex
Molecular function (GO): proteasome binding; protein binding; metallopeptidase activity
Source: RefSeq, a predicted model, not a curated record